AUGUCGUUCCCUUACAAGUCGGCGCUCGUGCUGGGUGCCACCAGCGGGAUCGGAUUGGAGAUCGCGCACCGUUUGGUGUCCCAAGGCGUCUUCACCAUCGUUUUCGAGACUGCCGCGAGCUUCGUUGACACCGUCACCAAGAACCACCCCGGCUUGCAAGCCUUAUUCCUCAACGCCGGUGUUCAGCACGUCAUGGACGUCAGCAAGCCUCACACUGUCGAGAUCUCGAAGCUGUCAGAAGAAAUCAACAUCAACUACUUGGGUGUAGUGAACAUUUUCAACGCUUUCCUUCCUUUUUUCCAGAAGAAGCCUGCCAGCGAGAAAUCGGCCGUCAUUGUCACUACCACUAGCUUGGAGACCGUCCCAUACCCCAUGGUCUUCGGUUACAGCGCCAGCAAAGCCGCAACUCGAUCCUGGAUUCUCAGCGCCCGUGAACAGCUGAAGGCAGCAGGUGGCCACAAGAUCAACCUCAUCGAGCUUUACACCCCGAUCGUGCAGACCGAGCUCCACGACAAGCAACCCGGCUGGGGUCCCGGCCGCGAGACCGGCAUGCCCGUGAAGGAUUUCGUCACUGCCGCCUUUGAAGGCUUCGCGGCCGAGAAGGAGACCGUCGCCGUUGGUGAGCCCCAGAAGGCUAUGUUUGAGGAGUUCGAGCAGAAGCGCAACGAGCGCACUGGACCUUUCUGGGAUAUGGUGAAGAAGCACAACCCUGGUAUUCAUCAGUUGGACUAG
This is a messenger RNA of Dissoconium aciculare CBS 342.82, 732 nucleotides long. Its product is annotated as NAD(P)-binding protein. The transcript has 5 exons. Bases 1 to 732 code for a protein of 243 amino acids. The record is from RefSeq and is a predicted model, not a curated record. NCBI's taxonomy places the organism in Eukaryota, Fungi, Ascomycota, Dothideomycetes, Mycosphaerellales, Dissoconiaceae.